UAUUUUCUCCUUAUAAUAAAAACCCUAACUUUCUCUCUUCUCCACUUUCCAUUCUCUCUGCCCUUUCCUCUUCUUUUCUUUUUCUUUUUUUUUUUAGUUCUAAUUAUUAUUUUUUAUUAGUAGUUUUAAAGAGGGAGUAUUUUUCCCACUAAUUCGGUUCUUCCGUAUAUACAUAUAUAUAUUUUUUUACCUAUAUCGGAAGAUCCUGGAUUAUAUUUUAAUUAUAUUUUCUAUUUUUUUUCUCCCUUUUUGGGCUGAUUUUUGUGCGAGUUUGGUGAUUUUAUUGUAAUUUUUACUUUGUGUGUGUGGUUUAAUAAAACAAAUACUAUGAGAAGUACGGCAGAACAAGUUGUAGUUGAGAAGAUUGAAGAUGGCGAGAAGGAGAAGAAGAAGAAGCGCCGAUCUGGUCGACGAUCUAAACAGAGCCCUUCGCCUUCCGGCUUGCAUUCUACAGUUAAUUUUGUGUUAUAGUUCGCAGCUUAUUUUGGCAUGUGUUAACUCCCUCUCACUCAUUCAUUUGAUUAGUAGCACUGGGUAACUCAGCAAAUCAAUUGUCUAGUGAAGCAUUAGAGCACAUGGGCAAUGGUAAAGAAAGUAAUCAUGUGACCACAUCCCUGAGGCAACAUAAAUUGGAAACACGUCCUCUGGAUGAACAUGGAUUUUCCAAUGCAUCUAAUGUUGCUUUUAAUUCCAUGCCUCCGAUGCAUAUUAAUGGACAAGCCAAUUUAGAGGAUAUGCAAAGUGCACAAAAUCGGAUUUCACACCCAUCUGAUCCUUGUGGGAAAAUGUUUUCAAAAUCAUGUUUCGAGCCCGUGAUUUGUGAAGGGUCAUGCAAGGGCUUUCCUUCUCAACAUCUGAUGGAGGGUUAUGCCCAAAAGAAGUUUUUUUCUCCGCACUGGUCUUUAGAGGCUGUUAACGAUGCUUUAGAGAAAGGAGAUGUUUUUAAAGCUUUAUUUCGUGUCAAUGCACACAACAGACUUGAGGCUUAUUGCAGAAUUGAGGGAGUACCAACAGAUGUACUUGUUAGUGGAAUUGCUGCCCAGAAUAGAGCUGUGGAAGGUGAUAUUGUAGCAAUCAAGGUUGAUCUUUUGUCAUUAUGGACAAAAAUGAAAGGCUCAAUGGCUAGUUGUAACAAUUCUGUAAUGGUAGAGGAUAAGAACUUGCCAUCAGAAUGUAAUAAUAUGGCUGGUGACACUUGCAAAGGUAAAGCGAAGAUAAAUGUGGAUUCUGAUAAUACAUAUCCUGGUAGCUGUCUGCUCCCUGAGAUGGAGCUGAACUCUGAAAGAGUUACUUCUCUAGAGGAACCUAAUCAGUCAGAGACAUUUGGACCAUCCACUUAUGAUCGUGAUGAUGGAUGUCGCUCCUCCGCAUUAGGUUCUUCACAUGUGGGUUCCUCCAGUGAACUGAAUCAUGCUAGAAAUGCAAUAGAAAAGAUGUGUGCUGUAAUUAGUUUAUACCCUUCAAAACGGCCAACAGGCAAGGUUUUAGCUGUUAUUGAGAGGUCUCAUCUUCGGGAUACUGUCAUUGGUUUUCUUAAUGUUAAGCAAUGGAUCUCACGCCAGGAAAUUCUCAGGAAAGAUGCUAAGAAGAACAGAAGUUCAUUAGCAUUUACUGACAAAGAGUAUAUCCAAUUGACACCAACUGAUCCCAAAUUUCCAAAAAUGAAUGUUCUUGUGCAAUCCUUACCUGAAUGCUUAAAAGAAAGGUUGGAGAAUAGUGACAUGAAUAUUGAAAAGGAGUUGGUUGCUGCAAGAAUUGACAUUUGGGGUGAAGAAAGCCUUUUACCUCUGGCCUGCAUUUUGCAUACUUUUGGGCGAGGUGGUGAAUUGGAGUCUCAACUUAGUGCUAUUUUAUUUGAAAAUGCUAUUUGUUCAUCCAAAUUUUCUCCUCAAUCACUCGCAUGUCUUCCACAUCUUCCUUGGGAGGUGCCACUUGAAGAAUUUCAAAGUAGAAGGGAUCUUAGAAAUUUGUGCAUAUUCACUAUUGACCCUUCCACCGCCACUGACUUGGAUGAUGCUCUGUCAAUCGAAAGAUUACCCAAUGGCAUUUUAAGAGUAGGCAUCCACAUUGCUGAUGUGUCAUAUUUUGUCUUAGCUGACACAGAAUUAGAUAAAGAAGCUCAACUCCGUUCAACCAGUGUUUAUAUGUUAAAAAAAAAGAUACCCAUGCUUCCUCCUUUGCUUUCAGAGAAUUUAGGUUCCCUUCACGCAGGUGUAGAUAGACUUGCAUUUUCUAUUUUCUUGGACAUCAACUUGGCUGGGGAUGUUGUAGAUCGGUGGAUUGGUCGGACAGUGAUAAAUUCAUGUUGCAAACUUUCCUAUGAACAUGCACAGGAAAUUAUUGAUGGGUCGAUGGAUACUGGGAGUUUUAUUUUUUCAGGAAAUAGUUCCCCUCAGUUGCAUGGCUAUUUUGAAUGGCUUGAUGUAAUUAACUCCAUCAAAGACCUUCAUGAACUUUCAAAAAAAUUGAGGGAAAGGAGGUACGGCAGUGGGGCUCUAGGCCUAGAAAGCUCCAAAGUUGUUUUCCUAUUUGAUGAAUAUGGAAAUCCGGAUGAUUGUAUGUUGUCUGGACGGAAGGCUUCUAACUUUCUUGUUGAAGAGUUCAUGCUUAUGGCAAAUAUGACUGCUGCUGAAGUUAUUUCUAGGGCCUUUCCUGAUGGUGCGCUACUGAGGAGGCAUCCUGAACCUAACAUGCGGAAACUCAAAGAGUUUGAAGCAUUUUGCUGCAGACAUGGUUUAGAGUUGGAUACUUCUUCUGGCCAGUUCAAUCUGUCAUUGCAGAGGAUCAGGGAAAAACUCAAGGAUGAUUCGACUCUCUUUGAAAUUCUUAUGAACUAUGCUUCUAGACCAAUGCAACUGGCAACUUAUUUUUGUACUGGGGAGUUUAAAGACAAUGAAAAUGAUUGGGGGCAUUAUGCUCUGGCUGUUCCCCUUUAUACUCAUUUUACUUCUCCUCUACGUCGGUAUCCUGAUAUUAUUGUUCAUCGGACACUUGCUGCAGUUAUAGAUGCUGAAGAGUUGUACCUGAAACAUCAAAGAACAUUGAAUAAACUUCAGGAGGGGCAGGCAGUGAUGAGAAAGUGUUUCACCGGUAUCAAUUUUGAAAAAGACACUGCCGAAUCCUGGGAUGUUAGGGAAGCAUUGUCUGCAGCAGCACUAAAGCAUAGGGUUCCAGGCUUGGAAAUACUGGCUAAAGUUGCUGCGUACUGCAAUGAUAGAAAUCGGGCUAGUAGACAUGUUAACGAUGCCUGUGAUAAGCUGUAUAUGUGGGCUCUGCUGAAGAAUAAACAGAUAUUAUUAUCAGAAGCUAGAGUUUUGGGUUUGGGACCUAGAUUCAUGUCCAUAUACGUUCAGAAGUUGGGUAUUGAACGUCGAAUACAUUAUGAUGAAGUUGAAGGCUUGAUGGUUGAGUGGCUUGAAGCUACAUCCUCGUUGGUGCUUAAUUUACAUCCUAACAGACGGUCCGUCCGGAGAGGCAGCCCUGGUAGGUGGAGGCCACUUGAAGAUGUCGCAUUGAUUGUUAGUCCAUGUAACCUGAAUUCUGACAUUACAAGGAGUUUUAACCAGCAUGCUGACUCAUCUGCUGGGAAUUCAGUUAACGUAUCAAACUCAGGCUCUUCAGAAGUUGAAAUCGACCCUUCCUUUUUCCCCCUUACAGCUCAUAUGCUUUCAACAAUCCCUGUAGCACUUCAUGCUAUUGGUGGGGACAAUGGACCCCUUGAUAUUGGGGUGAGGCUGUACAUGAGUUCAUAUUUCUGGUGAAAUGUGGGGUGUAAAAUAUGGUGAGCCGAUUUAUUGCAGAAUGAAAUAUAGCUCGGGACUGGAAAAAGCUCUCUUGUAGAUAGACAUGACCAGUGUACAGUUCAUAGUAAUGUUUGGCCCCCGCCCCCCCAAAACGGUGAAAAAAAAUAGUUCUGGGAGAGAACAAGAAUAAUAAGUGGUUUCAGAUCUGGUGUUGCUUUUUAUAUUUGGUGGGAACUGUUAGGAUGGUGGUUUUGUUGGGACAUUGGUAUAGUAGCUUUUUCAUUUCCUUUUUUUUUUUUUUUAACAGAAAGCUGCUUGUUGGAUAGGCUCUUGUUUUAGUUGGCCGAUUCCAUCCAAAGUCCACUUUUGUUGGCACUAUUCCCCAUAUCUUGUUCUAUAGUUUUUCUUUUCUAUUACUUAUCUUAUAGACAGCAACCCAAUAAGUUUUUGGUUUGGGUUGACAAGGUUAGUGGUUAUAUAAUUAUAUAACUUUGUUUUGUGUCAAUUAAUCUUCUGUGUAUGUUUGGCUGGACUGCCAAGAAAAAGUGAUUUGGCUGGAUUGUCACUUUCUUUGGUAUGUGAUCUUCCUCCAAAUGGAUCAAUUCAAGUGUUGACAUUUAUCUUA
This is a messenger RNA of Humulus lupulus (European hop), 4368 nucleotides long. RefSeq names its product DIS3-like exonuclease 2. The coding region runs from base 576 to 3761 and encodes 1061 amino acids. The record is from RefSeq and is a predicted model, not a curated record. The transcript has 7 exons. Lineage: Eukaryota; Viridiplantae; Streptophyta; Magnoliopsida; Rosales; Cannabaceae. Gene Ontology annotation, cellular component: exosome (RNase complex); P-body. Gene Ontology annotation, molecular function: 3'-5'-RNA exonuclease activity; RNA binding.